Molecule: messenger RNA, 3724 nt
Organism: Drosophila serrata
Lineage: Eukaryota; Metazoa; Arthropoda; Insecta; Diptera; Drosophilidae
Gene: 5-HT2A
Product: 5-hydroxytryptamine receptor 2A
Biological process (GO): serotonin receptor signaling pathway; G protein-coupled receptor signaling pathway, coupled to cyclic nucleotide second messenger; chemical synaptic transmission
Cellular component (GO): dendrite; plasma membrane
Molecular function (GO): serotonin binding; G protein-coupled serotonin receptor activity; neurotransmitter receptor activity
Source: RefSeq, a predicted model, not a curated record
AUAGAAAAUAAACAUUAAAAAAAAACACUUGCUCACAUGUGCGGCUUUGGGUUAAAGUUAUUAAAAAAGCUUUAAAAAUUAUAAAUGCAACUGCAUCUAAUUAUAAGCUUAAAAUGUGAAAUAUUAAGUAACAGAAUGUGGGGCAUUUCCUAAAGAAAAGAAAAUCAAAAUAAAACCACAAAUAAAGGUUUAUUUUACCUUUAAAUUUAAAUUGAAUGUGCGCCAAAUGGAUUUAUCAACUCAUCGGAAAUUGUGAAUAAAAAGCAAUUAUUUGGUACUCAACAACAGCCACUUCAGGGAGUUGUUGUUGACGUGGUGAAAGUCGCACAGCUUUAGAAUGAAAUGGAGAUGCAAAGCUACUCUGGUCUUGGACCAACAACAGCAGCUACAGCAGCAUCAGCAUCAGCAACAGCAGCAACUGCAAUUGACACGGCAGCAGCAUUCACAAAGCGACACUUCAAUUGCCGCCUGGAAGAGGCGACUCGGCCUGAGGUCUGGCAGCCGCUUAUUAGCUGCGAAAGCAGCAACGGCAAUGGCAACACCUCCAGCAUCCUGCCCGCCAGCGACAUCCUGCCUGCCAGCAGCAACAGCAUCAUCAUCAGUGGCAGCAACAACACAUUCCACUGUGCUCUGCAAACAUUCGAUGAGACGGGGCAGACGGCAUCCUAUGGAUGCGAUGGGGAGAGUCCUUUGUCUGAAGCCUGCUCGCUGAGGCUGAAGGCGCGACUGUUGCGACUGCCACACGAGGCGUAUGCGCAAUUUCGACUGGCAAUCAACGAGGCCCUCAGUGAUAAUGCGAGUGAUACACUUAGUGAUAGUUCGAGCUGCGGCAGCACAGGAGGAAGAGAGGAAAGUGAGCUGCACUGUGAGCUGGGAGCGGGUGCAGAGGAGGAACCCUUUCCCUGCCACUUGCAGCCACCACUCCUCCGAAUCCAGGCAGAGCCGGGGGACGACUCUGCCUCGAACAGCAGCCAGCUUGAGGCCUAUCAAAUCGAACUGGGCAGCUUACAAGAUGGCCUCUGGUCCUUCCUCAACCUCACCGAUCUAAUGGAUCCCGGCAACGACACCUUCGCCAUGGGAAAUGCCACAAGCACCAGCCUGGACAUGAUUCUGUCCAACUACACGGCACUGACCACCACAGCAGUGGCCCCCACCGCAGUCACAUCGAGCGAUAUGGGGGUUACCAGGAGCUUUUUGGACUACAGUCCCCACGGCUACGAUUGGCUCUUCCUGUUUGUGGUCUUCUUCAUCUUUGCCGGCGGCCUGGGCAACAUCCUCGUGUGCCUGGCAGUGGCUCUGGAUCGAAAGCUGCAGAAUGUCACCAACUACUUCCUCUUCUCGCUGGCCAUAGCCGAUCUGCUGGUCAGUCUGUUCGUGAUGCCCAUGGGUGCCAUACCAGCUUUCUUGGGAUAUUGGCCGCUUGGUUUUACCUGGUGCAACAUUUACGUCACUUGCGACGUAUUGGCCUGUUCGUCGAGCAUCCUGCACAUGUGUUUCAUCAGCCUGGGCCGCUACCUAGGGAUACGGAAUCCUUUGGGCUCUCGACAUCGAUCCACAAAGCGGUUGGCCGGCAUCAAGAUAGCCAUUGUCUGGGUGAUGGCCAUGAUGGUUUCCAGCUCGAUAACCGUUUUGGGUCUGGUCAACGAAAAGAACAUUAUGCCCGAGCCCAAUGUCUGUGUCAUUAACAAUCGAGCCUUCUUCGUGUUUGGUUCCCUUGUGGCCUUCUACAUCCCCAUGUUGAUGAUGGUCACCACCUAUGCCCUGACCAUUCCACUGCUCCGAAAGAAGGCAAGGUUUGCGGCCGAGCAUCCGGAGAGCGAGCUGUUCCGCAGGCUUGGUGGACGCUUCACUAUAAGGCCGCAGCAUAGCCAGCAACAGUUGCAAAUGCACAGCAGCUUCUCCAGCGGCAAUUCUAAAUUUCUGCCAAUGAGCGACAGUAAUCGCAAUUUCAACAAUGCCGGAAAUGCACUGGAUGGUGCAGCUGGAGGAGCACCUGGUGUUGGGAUCAGGGGUGGUGGCAUGGAGGCGGCCGAACGUCCUUUAAUGCAACAGCGAACGACGAGCAAUAGGAGCAUCGGCAGUGUCAGCUUCCGUCACGUGGCCAAUGGCAGUGGCGGAAGAGGUGGCACCAGGGGCUCAGCGACUGCUCGCAGCAGCUUCCGGUUCACCGGCGGAGGGAUCCUCCGGCACUCGUCCUCACCAGCCUCCAGUAGCCACUCCACCGGGAAGGCGCAGUCCAGCAGCUUCUGGCGGAAGCAUGGCGGCAACCCCAACCUAAUGGACAGCCAUCCAAACCGACGGGCCUCUGUGCGUGUUAGCAUCUCUCAGCCACAAUUGGGUUACCCGACAAAUGGUAACGGGGGUGGAAGUGGAUCUGGGCCUGGAGGAGGAGGAGGUGGCAAUGGUACAGCUGCUGCUGCGACAGCGAGCUGCACAACUCCUGGGGGCAAUGGCUCCGGAAUGAUGAACAUUGCCACCAUUCAGGGACAGGGCUUGGGUCUCAACCAGAGUCAGAGGGCUGGGAGCAAUCAUCAGCUGGAGCAGGUGAGGCCUACGGCCUCGAAACCUGAUGAACGGCAGCGCCACAAAAUGCGGCCCUUUAAAUUUGCUUUAAACCGCGUGGCAACGCCCACGCUCAAUUUGCGUUUCCUAAACAAUCGCAGCAAGAGAAACAGUCUGUCGGCCAAUGCGGUGGCCACCGAGCAGAAGGCCACCAAAGUGCUCGGCCUGGUGUUCUUCACCUUCGUGCUCUGCUGGUCGCCGUUCUUCAUCCUGAACAUCAUCUUCGCCGCAUGCCCGGAGUGCCAGGUGCCGGAGCACGUGGUGAACACCUGUCUCUGGCUGGGCUACGUAUCCUCAACGAUCAAUCCCAUCAUCUACACCAUCUUCAAUCGCACAUUCCGGGCGGCCUUCAUCCGCCUGCUGAAGUGCAACUGCGAACGCUCUGGCCGCCCGCUGCGUUUCCGUUCCGUGACGGAAGGACGAAGUGCCCUGAGCCUGUGCGCCCCCUCGGCCCUGCCACUGGCCAUAUCCUUCCAGGGAGCGCCUCUCAUGACGCCAUCGACGACGAAUGCUACGCCACUGAGCGAGUUCCGCGGCGGCUACACAAUCACCGACGACGAAUGCUGAGCCACCAUGGGCCGCAUCCUUCUCUUCUGAAUAAAAUACGAAUUUAUACCGAGUAAUGAGCGAAUCUAACGGAGUCAACUGUACUUACCGAUUAGCCGAUAAGCAUACAAAUUACAGGGUGAUUCACCAAACCAAAACCUAAUCACAAUCAAAUGGACGACUUUUGUAGCAACUACUUAUAAAGCGGAACACAAAACUUAAAUCUCAUCCAUAUCAUUCGUAUGCCAAUGGGGGGAGAGCACCAAAAAGAAGGAUAGAGUGAGGAGUGAAGUGACUGUACCUGCGUUUCAUUUCCACAUUUCCAGCAUUAUUUAGCUUUAGUCAUUGCUGUAUUUUAGAGCUAAGCAAAUAUGUAUAUGUGGAAGCGAAGUAAAAAAACAUAAUUAGAUUUAAAGAAGCAUUGAAAUUACCCAUAGUAGCUGUGUUUAGUAGUCGUUAGCAAGCUAAGACCCUCAACCGAAUUGUAAUUCUACUAUUAAGAAAUUUAAUUUCCCACACAUCCACCCUCGAUGCCUAUUCCAAAUGUCCUUGCAGCCUUGCUGUUCCUUUAGUUCUUCCUGUGCGUAGGUGUCUGUCUGUAGUAGGCAAGCUAACU